Strongyloides ratti is the source of this 1719-nucleotide messenger RNA. Its product is annotated as Moesin/ezrin/radixin homolog 1. The transcript has 2 exons. Gene Ontology annotation, biological process: regulation of cell shape; regulation of organelle assembly; positive regulation of protein localization to early endosome. Bases 1 to 1719 code for a protein of 572 amino acids. Gene Ontology annotation, cellular component: filopodium; apical part of cell; plasma membrane. Gene Ontology annotation, molecular function: cell adhesion molecule binding; actin binding. The record is from RefSeq and is a predicted model, not a curated record. NCBI's taxonomy places the organism in Eukaryota, Metazoa, Nematoda, Chromadorea, Rhabditida, Strongyloididae.
AUGCCUCCAACUGAAGCUAUUUCUACUAACAAUAUUUAUCAUGAUUACUCUAAAACUUUGGGGAGAGGAUAUAUAAAUGUACGUGUCACGACAAUGGAUGCAGAGCUUGAAUUUGCCAUUCAAACAUCAAUUACUGGAAAACAAUUGUUUGAUCAAGUUGUUAAAACAAUUGGCCUUCGUGAAGUAUGGUACUUUGGUUUACAAUAUAUUGAUAACAAAGGUUUUCCAACAUGGUUAAAAUUAAAUAAAAAAGUUACAUCUCAAGAUAUUGGAAAGGAACAACCACUAAAUUUUAAAUUUAGGGCAAAAUUCUUUCCAGAAGAUGCAUCUGAAGAGUUAAUUCAAGAUAUAACUAUUAGACUUUUUUAUCUUCAAGUUAAAGAUUCAAUCUUGAGUGAUGAUAUUUAUUGUUCUCCGGAGUCAUCUGUACUUCUUGCUUCAUAUGCAAUGCAAGCAAAAUAUGGUGAUUAUGAUAGUAGUUAUCAUACAUCAGGUUUUCUUUCUAAUGAUAGGUUAUUACCACAACGUGUUCUUGGUCAAUUUAAACUUAAUGCUGAAGAUUGGGAAAAACGUAUAAUGGUAUGGUGGGCUGAUCAUCGUGGAAUGAGUAAAGAAACAGCAAUGAUGGAAUACUUAAAACUUGCUCAAGAUCUUGAAAUGUAUGGUGUUAACUUUUUUGAGAUAAAAAAUAAAAAAGGAACAGAAUUAUAUCUUGGUGUUGAUGCUCUUGGUUUAAAUAUUUAUGAUAAAUCUGAUAAGUUAUCUCCACGUGUUGGUUUUCCAUGGUCUGAGAUAAGAAACAUAUCAUUUAAUGACAAAAAAUUUGUUAUUAAACCUAUUGAUAAGAAAGCAACAGAUUUUAUAUUUUACGCUCCUCGCCUUCGUAUUAAUAAAAGAAUCUUAGCUUUAUGUAUGGGAAAUCAUGAACUUUAUAUGAGAAGAAGAAAACCUGAUACAAUUGAAAUUCAACAAAUGAGAAGUCAAGCUGCUGAAGAGAAAAAAUUAAGAAUGCUUGAACUUGAAAGGUUGUCUAAAGAGGUUGAUGCUAGAGAACGUGCUGAACAAAAACAACGUGAAGCAGAGGAAGAGAUAAGACGAAUGGUUGAAGUUGUAAAUAGAACAAAAGAAGAAUUGAAUAUAAUGCAUGAAAAAUAUAGACAAUUGGAGGUGCAAUAUGAUGAAUUAAAUAAAGCUAAGGCAUUACUUGAAGGAAAAGAAAGAGAAAUGGAGGAGUUAAAUGAAAAAUUGUUAUCUCAAAAACAAAUGACUGAAGAAGAAAAAAAUAUGCUUAUUCGUGAAAUUCAUUUACGUGAGACACAAGUUAUGGAAAUGAGACAAAUAGUAGAGGCAAAAACAUCUGAGGCAAAUCGCUUACAGACAGAUCUCGAUGCCAUAAAAACACCAACAACAAAUUCACAACAUUUUAUUAGAGAAAUUGAUGAAGAAUCUUCUGAUGCUCAUAUGGAAUUAAUUGUUGAUGAAGGUGUUAAUAUGUCUGCUGUUCAUAAUGAGUUAGAUCGUGAGGCUCAUGUUUCAAUUAAAGAAAAAUUAGCUAUGUUAACAGAAGAGUUAGAUCCACUUAAGGAUAAAGGGCAUAUGACAGAUUUUGACUUGCUUCAUCAGGAAAAUAGACGAGCAGGAAGAGACAAAUAUAAAACAUUAAGACAAAUUCGUGGAGGAAAUACAAAAAGAAGAAUUGACCAAUAUGAAAAUAUGUAA